This is a messenger RNA of Saprolegnia diclina VS20, 518 nucleotides long. RefSeq lists its product as hypothetical. Gene Ontology annotation, cellular component: mitochondrion. The transcript is spliced from 2 exons. The record is from RefSeq and is a predicted model, not a curated record. NCBI's taxonomy places the organism in Eukaryota, Oomycota, Saprolegniomycetes, Saprolegniales, Saprolegniaceae. The coding region runs from base 72 to 362 and encodes 96 amino acids.
CCCGGAGUUUGCCGCGGAGGGACUUCUCCAAAGAGGCGUUCGCCAAGCACACGGCCAAGUUGAAGGAGAUCAUGAAGCAGUACGGCAAGGUCGCGGUCGUUGUGCACUCGUCUGUCUUUGUGACCACGCUCGGCGUCGCCUUCUCGGCCAUCGAGUAUGGCAUCGACAUCCGCGAAGCCCACAUUCCGUUCGUCGACAUGUCCAAGAUCGACCCGAAUGCAGGCACGCUUUUGCUCGCGUACUUGGCGACCGUAGCCACAGGUCCAGUGCGCGGCGGACUCACGAUCGCCGUCACGCCGUGGAUCGCGCGCUUCCUGCGCAAGCGUGGCAAGUGGGCGCCUCCUCCGGCCACGCCCAAGUAAGACAUAGACGCCACAACCACUCGAAAUACACACCAUUGCCCGACGCAUCAUCAUGCAAGGCAGCCAUCUCCGCUGGUGCUGGCAAGGGCUAUCACACUAUCACAUGCAGUACCUUGCCUCUGGCGAGGCUUGGUCAAUCAUCUGCAUGGACGCGAG